This is a messenger RNA of Malaya genurostris, 2997 nucleotides long. RefSeq names its product CD63 antigen-like. The transcript has 6 exons. Bases 713 to 1417 code for a protein of 234 amino acids. The record is from RefSeq and is a predicted model, not a curated record. Gene Ontology annotation, cellular component: membrane. NCBI's taxonomy places the organism in Eukaryota, Metazoa, Arthropoda, Insecta, Diptera, Culicidae.
UGCUCCAGCCAAGCACGGACUCUGUUGUGCGGCGUUCGUCGGGAAAUUGCGAUUGGACGGCUUGUAGCAGUAUGUGCAGUACAGUACAGUACACAGUACAGUUAGGUUAGUUUACAAAGAACUCUCGCCGCGUUUGGAUGUGUUUGUUGCGUUUCGGUGUGUACCCAUAAAUGAAAGAGGUGAAAGUACCCACGAUUGUGCAUUCUACCAUCUGAAGCCCAAAGUGAUUCUAUCGUAGCAGCUAUCCUCGAUUCAAAAGUGAAGUGUGAAUUGAAGUUAUCGAAGAAAGUGCAAUCGCGUAUCGUAUUCCGUGGAAAUUUUGUGCAACGGAAGGAAAGUUCUCUGUUGGCAUCUAUUGAAUGAUCAAAGUGCUUUACUGAGUCCGAAUGAGUGUAGUUAUUAGGUCCAAAGUGCCGCGCACCUUUGUUCAGAAUUUGUUGUAAAAAUCACUGGUUCUUUUGUGUCUGCAUCAUCAUCUUCGACGUGGUGAAAGACGAAAGCAUACAUAAGAAGCAGACGAGGCAAAAUCUGGAGUAAAUAGGAUUUUUUCCGCUGCCAGUUGGAUUACACUCGAUUUUUUCGAGACCAGACUCUCCUGCACUUGUUGUCAGGCUUCCUGUCGUUCUGUCCGAAUCAAGCGCGGAUUGAAGUGACUAUAAAGCAAGCUACCGCAGGCCCCUAAACGAGCAAGCACCGAACUCAACCCUCCAAAAUGCCGUCGGUCGGAGUAGCCUGCGUGAGAUAUCUGGUGUUUUUCUUCAACUUCCUGUUCGCGAUCACAGGGCUGGUCGUCGUGGUAACCGGAGCCAUAAUCCAAUCAUCGUAUCAUCAUUAUUCGAAUUUUCUUGGUGAAAGCUUCUGGACCGCACCGAUAGUGCUAAUCGUGAUUGGAUCUGUUAUUUUUGUGGUGGCCUGCUUCGGGUGCUGCGGAGCGGCCAAGGAGAGUCCCUGCAUGAUUAUCACGUUCUCGAUCUUUCUGGGAUUGGUGUUCCUAGCGGAGAUCGGAAUCGGUGUUGCCGGGUACUACAAACACGAAGAACUCAGCGGGAUUCUGGAGAAGGGAUUCAACGAAACACUCGAUAACUACUCCAACAGUUUGCCGGCGCAGGAAGCAUGGAACUUGGUUCAGUCGGAAAUGAAAUGCUGCGGUGUAAACGGUCCGGAAGAUUGGGAGCCUAUUUUCAAGAAUGAUACUGUCCCGAAGUCCUGCUGUCACGAGCUACCGAUGGGGGUCAACAAGUGCACUAGGAAAUACGCUGAUCAUGAAGGUUGUUUCCCAAAACUGUCCCAUUUCCUGGGUUCUAAGUCGCUGAUUUUGGCCGGAAUCGGACUCGGACUAGCUGCCGUCCAGCUUGUGGCCGUUCUGUUAGCUUGCUGUUUGUAUGGAUCCUUCCGGCGACAGUACGAAACUGUUUAAAUCGACGCAUUCAUCGAUUGAAUGUUGAAAGUUUCGUUUGGUAGAGUGCAUUUAUUUUUUGUUGGGAAUAUUAUAGUUUAUUCCUCUAAAGGUUUUUGAAAACUGCUAUCAAAGAAAAUACAAAGUUAUUGUUUGUAUAAUUUAUAACACUAAAUAACACACUAUACUUUUCAAGAAAAGUUUUCAAUUAUUGCAUUCAUAUUAUUACUACUUUAUAAAAAAAAGUAGAGAAACGAUUGGUUUGGCUUUCAGUCAGUCGAUUUUUUAACCUAUUUUCUUCAAAAAAAAACUCUAAAGUCUAACUCUAACGUUUGCUAUUAAAAUCUGAUCAAUGAAUACUACACUCAACAUGCUUGGUAGCACAAUCCCAUACCGAAAAGAGUGAGAAUGAUCGGAGACCAACAUCAUUCAAUCUGAUUCACAAUGUUUUACAACAUACACACAUACAGAACAAAAAAAAAACAGUGGGAGAAUUUGUCAGCACAUUCAAGAGUGUCAGUCACGCCCACACACAAUAAUAUUCGUAGUUUGUAGAUAAGACGUACGAAAUGUAAGAAGAAUCCGUCAAAAGUUUGUUGAAAUAUAAAAAUUAUUAUCAUACCUUGUACGAGGGCAAUCCCUCGAGAAGAAGUAAAAUCUUUAUAGAUUGCCAAUUGAAACGAUAGAACCAAACUCAGACGAGUUCGACAUAGAUACCAACGUUUAUCAAGCAUUUUUAGAUGUAAUUGAUAUGAUCCCAAACGAAUUAUCGCUCUAUUGUAAGUGCGCACUUAGGCUAUUAGUAAGCUUUUAGAUUGACCAAUUUCUCUUACCGCCCACAAAUUUUGGAAGCCGCUGUAGUGACGAGGAAUCUCAAUUCAGUAGAAUUGUUUUAAUGUGCAGAAAAAUGUUCAUUGAUUUUAUCUGAGAAAUAAAACUACUCAAUCAAAAUUUAGUUUAUGAAGUAAAUAUGAUAAUUUGCAAACGUCGUUAUAUUCCAUCCACAAGAAGAAGAAUUUAAAAAAAAAACAUUCCACCGUAGAGCGACUUUGUUUAGUAAGCUUGAACAGGCGCAUCACGAUGUAUCAGCAUAAGAAAACUGCAAAACAGGAUUACAAUUGCUCUAUAAGUUUGCUCCGUAGGCUUCGUAAAACUACUAAACGCUAUCGAUGUAUUCACGUUCUUUGCAACAGAAAAACGAAUAAACCCCUCAACACCUCUUGCUCAAUUCAAAAAAUAUCCGCCGAUGAAUACCCGUGACAGUGAUGACAAUUAACAACGAUGAUUGAUCGUCACUAAUAGAGAAUCAUGAAUAGGACCCAAAAAACAUUUGACUUUAUCGAAAGUUUGACAGAAAUAAUCGACAGUAAAUUCUAGUUCUAUAGAAAUCUACUAGCGAUAAUACUUGCAUUUUACCUAUACAACUCAACAAAUCUAUUUUUCUCACGUAGGCCGACAGUUUGUUGUGCAAGGAACAAAAAAAACAUGUUAUGAUCGCUUAUAUGGAAAAGAUGCAAAGAGCAAAAUAAGAAAAUGUCGUAUUGAUAUUUUUAUAAAUGUAUUUUAGUGUUUAAGUCUUGAAUAAAAAUUGGCUUAAAUCA